Molecule: messenger RNA, 461 nt
Organism: Ostrinia nubilalis (European corn borer)
Lineage: Eukaryota; Metazoa; Arthropoda; Insecta; Lepidoptera; Crambidae
Gene: CPR129
Product: cuticle protein 8-like
Exons: 5
Coding region: 28-438 (136 amino acids)
Cellular component (GO): extracellular matrix
Source: RefSeq, a predicted model, not a curated record
GGAGAGCCGCUUGACACGCAUAGCAACAUGCAGAUCAUUCUGGUGCUAGCAUUCGUGAGCGCAGCGUGGGCGGCGCCGCAGCACUAUCCUUACGCGCAUGCGCCGCUGCUGCACGCGCCUAUUGCUGUGCAUGCUCCGGUCGCCGUGGCUGAACCUGUGUCGUACCCACGGUACGCGUUCAACUACGGCGUGAAAGACCCACACACCGGCGACAUCAAGUCGCAGCAGGAGGAGAGAGACGGCGAUGUUGUUAAAGGGAGCUACUCACUAGUGGAGCCCGACGGGUCCACGAGAACAGUAUCCUACUCUGCCGAUGACCACAACGGUUUCAACGCCGUCGUGCACAAGACGGGGCACGCGGUACACCCGGUUGCCGUGGCCCCAGUAGCUCACUACGCAGCCGCGCCGGCCAUCGCGCUUCCCCAUUACCUGCAUUAGCCCACCUUACCUAAUAUAAGCAC